AUGUUAACAAGUAAACCUCAUAGCAUUAAUUCAUGGGAGUUUUUGAAAGAGGAUGAUUAUUUUUAUGAAAUAAUGUUAGAUGCAUUGAUUCCUUUAAUGUAUUGCGUUGGCUCGGUUUCUUUCUUGAUAAUAAUUUACAUCAAAAACAUCAAUCAAAACAAUCAAGUUUAUCAACCUUUAUUAAAUAAUCAACGACAGGAUUCAGCCUAUGGUUCUUUUCAGAGAGGACCUGAAACUCUUGGCGAGAAUUUAGGAGGCCAAGGCCAAGAAGAAGAUGUUGUUGAAAAUGUAGAAGAGGACGAAUACGAUCAUAAUUCAGAUGCAACAUUAGUAUCGUCAGAUGAGCUUAUUGGUCCAACUAAAAAAACAAAAAAAUUUGAUAUUGUUAGAUUGCUUCUUAGUUCAAUAAUGUUGGGUCGUUACUUAUCACCGGAAUUGAGUGCCUCUUUAUACGAUCAAAUUACCUUCUCUUGGGUUAAUCCCUUGAUCAGCAAAGGUUUUAGAAAAACUCUUGAUGAAUCUGACAUUUACGAAUUACCAAAAUUUAACAGGGCUAGAAAUAUAUUAAAAAAAUUUCAUUCAUCACGAAAAAGUUCUUUUGUUCUUUCCUUGUUUAGUACUUUCAAGAAGGAGCUCUGUAUUCAAUCUGCAUACUCUCUCGUCUGGAUAACUAUAAGUAGCUUUGGUCCACCUUAUUUCCUAAAAGAAAUAUUAAUUUAUGUAGAAAAUUAUCCGAUUAAACAGGAAGAUUCUCGGUCAACUGCUUACUAUUAUGUGUUUGGUUUAUUAUUGUCUACGAUAGUGCCAAGUUUAUGUUUUCAACAAUCUUUAUAUAUUGGUCGUCAAAUAUGUAUAAAGAUUCAGGAUACCAGCGGUGCUACAAAUGACGAAAAUUCAAAAAAUAAAACUGGAAAUAUUACAAAUCUCAUGGCUGUCGAUGCUCAAAAAGUCUCUGAAAUUUCUUCCUAUUUUUUUUACCUAGCAAUGUUACUUACCUAUCCUGUUCCUACAUAUAUAAAUCAACGUUUUGAAAAAUUUCAAAUACGUCUUAUGGCUGCAACAGACAAAAGAUUGGGCGUCAUAAAUGAGUCUCAGUUUCGUGGUAAAGUAAUGGAGGCUCGUGAACUGGAACUUAUAGAAAUUCGUAAUCGAUUGGUGCAAUGGAUCUAUCUGGGUUGUCUUUGGACUGCACUACCAUUGUUGGUUAUGUUAUCUGUGUUUUUAACCUAUACCAAAAUACUUGGAUAUGAUUUAUCUGCUCCAGUCGCCUUUACUGCACUUGCUCUCUUUAACAAGCUUCGUCAUGCUUUAGAUGAAAUACCAUCAACCAUAAUAGCCUUCAUUCAGGCUCGUGUCUCUAUAUCUCGUGUUGAGAAAUUUUUGGCUGAGCCGGAAAUUAGUAAUAAUAAUAAUAAAUUAAAUCAACAAUCAUUAUUUGAUGAAAAUAGUCGAUGUUUAAUUGGUUUCAAGGAUGCCUCAUUUAGAUGGCCUGAUGGCGGUGACUCAGAUACUACUACACUUAACAACCUGCCACCAUCGUUAGAUUCACCAUCAAUUAAUGACCAAUCAAAUAAAUUCCUUUUACGAGAUUUAAAUGUUAGUUUUCCUGUUAAUGAACUAUCUAUAAUUUGUGGUCCAACAGGCUGUGGAAAAACUAGCUUACUGAUGGCUCUAUUAUGUGAAAUGGAAUGUUUAAAUGGUUAUGUUUUCUUGCCUAGAAAAUCUAAUAGUCAAUUAUCAAAAAAUAUUGUUGGUGGUGCUCCCAGCGGGGUUGCAUAUGUUGCUCAAACAGCUUGGCUUCAAAAUGCAACAAUACGUGAUAACAUUCUUUUUGGUCUCCCGUAUGAAGAAGUUCGUUAUAACAAUGUCAUUUCUAUUGGAAUUUUGGGAGAUAUUUCUAUUGAGGAAGAAAAUGAAAAAGGCGGCGAUGAUGAUGAAUUAAAAAAUAAAUCUACUGAACAUGCUAAACCAAAAUCAAAAUCAGCUAAUGGUAGUGACGGCAAAUUGGUUUUAGAAGAGAAAAGAGAACAGGGUGCUAUUAAAUGGAUUGUUUACAAAACUUAUUUAUCAGCCACUGGUGGUUAUUUAUUUUGGGUAUUUUUAUUGUCCAUGUUUAUACUGGUUCAAGCUUUACAAGUUGGUCAAGCAUAUUCUGAAACUAGCCUUGUGAUUUCAAAUUUCACUUCACAAUUUUCAAAUAUAUUUGAUUAUCUGAUAGCGUUAUUCCAAGAAUCUAGUUAUUAUUCAACAAACAUUUUCACGCCAUUAGAAUACUUUUCAAGUUCAUUUUCAUUAACCUCUACUAUCAAAACCACAACCAGUAUCAUACAUGCAUCAAAAGAAUUUAAUUCUGAAACUACAAUAAAAGAAAAAGUUGACGUAAAUUUUUACAUUGGUGUUUACGUGUUAAUUGGAUUAUUUACAUCAAUAUUAGCAUCCUUCAGAUCCUAUUAUAUGUUUAUGGGUUCGUUGUCGGCUUCCAAAAAGUUUCAUACUGCAUUAGUGGAUCAGAUUUUAAAAGCGAAAAUAAGAUUUUUUGAUACAACACCAAUAGGUCGUAUAAUGAAUCGAUUUUCUAAAGAUAUGGAGACAAUCGAUCAAGACCUAUCACCUAUAUUGAUGUUCCUUAUUCAUUCUUGUUUUGCAACUGCCGCUGUCAUAUUUGCUAUAUCUCUUGUAAUGCCACAAUUUUUAUUUGCUGGUAUUCUCAUAGCAAUCAUAUUUAUUAUUAUCAGCGCGUAUUUUAUUGCUACUUCAAGAGAUUUAAAACGUAUAGAGUCUGUUACUCGUUCACCAAUAUAUGCAGCAUUUGGUGAGACAAUAAAUGGUGUUACAACUAUAAGAGCAUUCGGAGCACAGUAUAGAUUAAUGAACAAAACAUUUACACUUGUGGAUAAUAAUAAUACUCCAUAUUUAUAUAAUUGGGCUUGUAUCAGAUGGCUUCAUACACGUGUUGAUCUUGCAGGAAGUCUUGUGUGCUUUUCAACUGGUCUUAUUAUUUUGUAUAGAUUGCCGAAAGGCAUGAGUCCAGGAUUAGCAGGAUUUGCACUUCUUUAUGCAUUAAAUUUUACUGAAAGUAUCAUAUGGGUUAUUCGAAUGUAUGCUAUGCAAGAAAUAAAUAUGAAUUCAGAACACGACGAUUUAUCAUUAAUGAACGCGCUUCGACGUGCACAUUUUAUUGAUAACGAAUCCACAAUAACAUCAUUGCCGACAACAUCAUCACCAAAUAAUAAUAAUAUAGAAAUUAUUGAAGAUGGGGAUAAUAGUAAUGAUACUGAUGCGUUGUUAAUAGAUAAUAAUACUCAAGUUCAAAGUCCAACAACUCAAAGCUCAAAUCAAAUUACUUGGAGUUUAGAUUCACUUGUAAGUGAAAAUGGUGGUAAUUUUUCACAAGGUCAACGACAAUUGAUUGCACUCGCAAGAGCCUUAGUUCGUAGCUCAAAACUAAUAAUUAUGGAUGAAGCAACCGCUAGUGUUGAUUUCAAGACAGAUCAUAUGAUUCAAGAAACUAUACGACAAGAAUUUAAAGAGUCUACAUUGUUAUGUAUUGCACAUAGAAUAAGAACUGUCGCAGAUUAUGAUAGAAUAUUGGUUUUAGAUGAAGGAAGAUUAGUAGAAUUUGAUCAUCCAUAUACUUUAAUGCAAUCUGAUGAUUCAUUAUUUAGAACGAUGUGUGAAAGAAGUGGCGAAUUUGCAGAGUUAUUAGAUAUAGCCAAGGCAAAAUAUGAAAAGGAUUUAAUAUAA
Molecule: messenger RNA, 3744 nt
Organism: Entrophospora sp. SA101
Lineage: Eukaryota; Fungi; Glomeromycota; Glomeromycetes; Entrophosporales; Entrophosporaceae
Source: the annotation of a GenBank genome assembly